AUGCCUCGCGACGCGUACGGUGGUAUUAUCUCUCUCGAAUUCCUCCUGCAUGACUUCCUUGACUCCACAGUUCGUACCCUGGCAAUCGCCGCCGCCCUUGCUGCUGCCACAGACCCCCCUAACCCCCCUGCCAGCCAGUGCAACCCUCCGGAUCUCCAGUGCUGCGAAAGCACCGGAACUGCCAAGAACUCGGCCAUCGUAGGGCUCCUCGCAGCCGUGGGCGUUGUCCUUGAGGACCUCGACCUUCUCGUCGGUAUCAAGUGUACCCCCAUCAGCGUCAUCGGUGUUGGAGGAGGCUCUUGCACUUCGCAGCCCUUCUGCUGCUCCAACAAUUCGUACAACGGCCUCGUCGCCCUCGGCUGCAUCCCGGUCAAUCUCAACUUGUAA
Molecule: messenger RNA, 387 nt
Organism: Cyclocybe aegerita
Lineage: Eukaryota; Fungi; Basidiomycota; Agaricomycetes; Agaricales; Hemipholiotaceae
Source: the annotation of a GenBank genome assembly